AUGCCCCCGCCUGGCACGGCCAGCGCGGCAACUCUCAACACUGCAAACGGUGACAGAAAGGGUGCGAGCACGAGUACGGGCUUCCUGCCGUCGGGUCUUAGCCCACAAUACUGGUCCACCUGGGAGAUCGAUGCCAGAGACGCGCGCGGGAGCGUUGCGGAGAGUCUGGGUGAGGGGGAGGCGUGGAUUGGUGGAUGGAACGAUGUGGGCCUUUAUGAAGGCAACAACAAAGUCUCAAACUACCAGUCCAUGACGAUUCAUAUCACGACCCACCGUCUGCUCCUCGUUCCCGAUAGCGGCCCAGGCCGACCACUCCAUGCUCCACUUGCCGCUGUGCGCCAAACCGAGUUUUACACUGGGUUUAUGCGCUCAUCCCCCAAGAUCACCUUGUUUCUUGGACGCGUCCCCGUCGUGGACCAGAUCACAAAGGGAGCAGUCAACCUUGACACAAGCUCUCCUGCGGGCGCGUCCACCCCAGCUAGGUCGUCCAGCACACCAGCUCCGUCCACGACGACAGGAGGCGAGCAAGUGGUCGUGUCACAGACAUGGAUCACCCCCGCCCCUGCACCAGCGGAUAACUGGACUUGCGGCGUGUGUGGAUUCUCCAACGCGCUCCUUCCCGGCCAGAACCUGUCCCCGGCCACCAAAUGCCAACUGUGCGGCGUCAACUAUGCCAUGAGCAAGACCAUGUCCCUGCCUCCCAGCCGAACUGCUACACCGGUCGCAGCCAGGAGUGCGGCGCCAUCGCCUUGGUCGUCUUCGACCGCGUCGUUGCCUCAACCUUCUCAACCUACGACAGCACCUGCACCUCUUCAAUCAGCACCACCACUGGAGCCGCCGCCUGUGCCAGCUCAAAUUGCAUGCCCCGCAUGUACAUUCCUCAACCACACCAGUAUGAAGACUUGUGAAAUGUGCGGCACCCCUCUCCCUCGACCGUCGUCGACAUCGAAACGCACGCCCGCGACACAAGCCUCGCUCUCCACCACAGACAGACACGAUGUCGUCCGCCUGAGUUUCCGCAAAGACGGCUCAAAGGACGCAUACCGAAAACUCAAGGGGGUGCUGAGCGACAAAGUGUGGGAGAGGGUGGCUGCUGGUCCUGCACGCAAAGUGACAAGCGACGAGAACAGGCCUGGAGGAGGUAUUGAUGCCAUCAUGAAGUCGAUCUCAUUGGACGCGCGUGCCCACGACGAAGGGAUGGUAGACGCGUUCCGGGACCUGGAGAUUCUAAUGGUUCGCGCAGGCGAAAUGGUCCGACUCGCGCAAUCGCUCAAUGCCAAACUCUCUUCUGCAUCGGGAGGGACCUCGGAUGAAGAAGCGACGUUGGUGCGCUCCUCGUUGGUCCGGCUCGGCCUGCCAGCCCCGGCCUUGACGCAGGACAUGGUCCGCGACGAGCGCGCAUACCUCGACGGCCUGGCGCGCGAGCUCGGAGGUCUCUUGACUGGAAAACGGAAGGGAAAGGGCAAGGUCGGCGCAGCAGAAGACGACGACGCAUUGAUGAUGCGGCCGGGCCACGGCGUCAUUGGACUCGACACCGUAUGGGGUCUGUGGAUGCGCGCCCGUGGCGUCGCGCUUUUACCCCCUGCCACACUCGUGUCCCUCCUCUCGCUACUGCCGCAACACACCAACCCGGCCAUCCGGGCCAUGAACCUGCCCUCGGGGUUGACGGUCCUGUACGCCCCGCUGUAUGCUCCCUCGGUGCUUCUCCACCGCUUGGUUAAGCGCAUGACACCUGACCCAGGAGAGGGUGGCGAAGGCGAGCCGCAAGGUCUAGGUGCCGAGGUGGGGCUGUCCAUCAUCGAGAUUGCUGCUGUGGAAGGGUUGCCGAUUGGGUUGGCGACCGAGAUGGUGGACAUGAUUGCCACUCGCGCCGUGGCCAGUGGGGCGAUGGGGAUCGUGAGGGACGACCAGGCAGGUCCACGGGAGGGUGGAGUAAAGUGGUAUCGCGAUAUCAUUUCUGGCUGGCCUCUGGGUGCGGUCGAGGCGACGUAG
This is a messenger RNA of Apiotrichum porosum, 1992 nucleotides long. RefSeq lists its product as uncharacterized. The coding region runs from base 1 to 1992 and encodes 663 amino acids. Gene Ontology annotation, cellular component: late endosome membrane; ESCRT II complex. The transcript has 4 exons. Lineage: Eukaryota; Fungi; Basidiomycota; Tremellomycetes; Trichosporonales; Trichosporonaceae. Gene Ontology annotation, molecular function: ubiquitin binding; phosphatidylinositol-3-phosphate binding. Gene Ontology annotation, biological process: protein transport to vacuole involved in ubiquitin-dependent protein catabolic process via the multivesicular body sorting pathway. The record is from RefSeq and is a predicted model, not a curated record.